Molecule: messenger RNA, 1889 nt
Organism: Cladophialophora immunda
Lineage: Eukaryota; Fungi; Ascomycota; Eurotiomycetes; Chaetothyriales; Herpotrichiellaceae
Exons: 1
Coding region: 395-1027 (210 amino acids)
Source: RefSeq, a predicted model, not a curated record
GCAGGAGCCCACUCAGCCUCGUGUCUGUCCACCCCAUGUCUCUGGGGGGUUUGGUGACAGUACUCCGUACCUUGUUUGUUGUGCCCAUAUCCCCAGUGCCUGUCGGCUAGGAGCAAAUCUGUUGGCCUAUUGGAUACCCAGUGGUGCCAAAGGUAAUCUCCCAUACUAUUAUAUGCCUUGACGCCCUCUCAGACCUCUCUGUUUGCUUUUCUGUUGGUUUGUUAUCCUUGAAUACUCCCUCUCGUUUGACAUACAUAUCAUCGCUCGCUACAGUCACUCGCUUGAUCCCCCUCUCGCUCUCACCAGUCAACCUCUAUUUUCGAGCCUUUUUUACGUCUCCCUCGUAGACGUCUUAUCAUCAACCCCGCAAGGAAACAGAAUCACGAUCCUCAAGAUGAGAUCCAGUGCUGCUCUGGUCUUGCUGGCCGGCUUAGCCGCCGCUUACCCAGGCGAAGUCCUGCGCAAACGAGCCCUCAAGCCGCGUGAAGGCUGUCCCGCCGAGCUGACCGCCGGCCAGUUCGAAUUCCCCCACUACAUCACGCAGAUCUCAAAGUCUCAGCCCGACAAGGCUUUCGGGCCCCAAUUCAACGGCGUCUUUACGCCCAACGAUAUCUCUUCCAUCUUCAGCUUCGAUGUCCCCGCCUCUCGUGCCGACGCCAAUUGCACGCUCGAAUUCAUCUUCCCGCUCAAAUCGCAACUCAAGACCUCCAACUUCGACUACGAAGGUGGUGGCUCGUUCUUCUUCACCGGGUACAACCCCGGCAGCUGCCCGGGACCCGAGACGACGUACAACAACCAGCCUGCUCCAGGACCUUUCCCGCCGUUCCCCCCGAUCCACAUGGAGCCUGGAAAUGCCUACACCAUUGACGUUGGCCCUUGCUUCGUGGGCGCGGGAACUUGCGUUGCUGGUAUGACCUCGACAAACGAUACCAACUUCUGGUUCUUCCAGGACCAGGACGAGUGCCCCAUCGGUAUCUACACCGCAUACUCGUACGGUCUUCCGCCGAUGGCCAACCCGCCUGCAUAAACGGGCGCUCUGUUUCGCCUGGGCGAGUUGGAAGGCACAGACGUCGGGUGCUGGAUGAAAUCGGAACACCAUGAAAUUCUCCGCUGCAGUGGUACAGGUACCACGUGGAACAGCCGCAUUCGGGGGUUGGGACAAACAUCAUUAAUACCAAGAGGAACCAGGGCUCUUUUUGGGGGUACGGAAAAGAAAAGAGGAAACGUUCGCUGGCGACUUUUGUUACGACAAACUAACCAUCUCCCUUUCCCACGUGGCUCUGGCUUGUGGCCACAGAUACGCAAAGCAACAGCAGGGGACCAUCACGCGCAAUUAGCAUUACCGUAAUGACUGCCUUGUGAACACCACAAGGACAUCGACAAAGUUAAAAAAAAAUACUCUCUCAUACACGCUCUAUUUCGAAUGUCUCUUGGUUGGUUCCCGUGCGCUCUGCUUCGCACAACAGGACCCAGUCUUUCAGUGUACAUACGCAUGCCUCCUCGAGACCGUUUACCUUUUUGUUUCCGUCGGCUUUGGCUUGGUCGUGUUGCCUGCUUCGUUGCGUACAUUUUGGUUAUUGGAGGGGGAUAUACCCAGGUUUUGAAGGCGGCGCGUGAUUCCUCGUACUGCUAGAAGUCUAACUAGCUUAAUAGAUUUUUGACGUUUCCCAUCCAAGACUCAUAUGGACGUAGCCACAGAUGGUCCACUACCCAGAUGAGUAGAUAGCAGUAUGGGCAAGCACGGGAAUGAGAGAGCAAAGCGGACGAGAAGAGAGGAAUGAUGCAGUCGCACCGACAUCUCCAUCACCCAUCUCCUCGUUACCCUGUACCACCUGCACCGACCCCGUCGACCUCAAUGGAUGUAAAGUAGUGCAUCGGAUGCUGAUCCC